AUGCAUCCUCUUCUGCUUCUUGCUCUGUUCCCAUUGGCUGAAGCCAAAGGAUGGCUCAGUCCAGUCUACAAAAACUUUUUCGAAUUUCCCCUACCUGUUCCGCCUAUCGCUCAGCCUUACAAGUCAUAUGACAACAUUGAUUACUAUGAAAUCGAAAUCAAGCCUGUUGAUUUAGAGAUUUAUCCUGGCAAGAAAGCACGACACGUUGGUUACAACGGUACCGUUCCUGGACCGACUUUCAAGAUGAAGCAAGGACGUGAAGCUGUUGUCCGCUUCAUCAAUCAUGCCGACCGUGCAAACUCGGUCCACCUGCAUGGAUCAUAUAGUCGCGCUCCCUUUGAUGGAUGGGCAGAAGACACAACCGAGCCCGGACAAUACAAAGACUACUACUACCCCAACGCCCAAGCUGCAAGAACACUCUGGUAUCACGACCAUGCUGUUGGACACACUGCCGAAAACGCUUACUAUGGGCAAGCUGGAUUUUAUAUCCUGGAAGAUGACCAGAAGAACUCUUUUGGCUUGCCUUCUGGCAACUACGAUAUUCCCCUUGCUCUUGCAGCAAAACGAUACAACGCUGAUGGUUCACUCUGGGACCCCGAGGCUAAUGGAGAGACCACAAGUGUCUUCGGUGACGUUGUUCAGGUCAACGGACAACCUUGGCCUUACCUUGCCGUCGAGCCACGCAAAUAUCUGUUCCGCUUCCUCGACACCUCCGUUAGUCGUUCGUUCCAACUUUACGCCGAAGCAGACAAGAAGGUUGGCACUCGCAUUCCAUUCUCGGUUAUUGGUUCAGAUGCAGGUCUCCUCGCUAGUCCUGUCAGCACCACCCAACUCGACAUCUCAAUGGCCGAGAGAUGGGAAGUGGUCUUUGACUUCUCCUCCUAUGCUGGUCAGAACAUCACACUCAAGAACACAGGCAAUGUCGCUGCUGAUGACGACUUUGAUGGCACUGAUCGAGUUAUGCGCUUUAUGGUCGGCAAUUCAGUGAGCGAUAACUCUAACAACGGUCCUUUACCGGCAACUCUUCGAAGUGUACCACUCCCGCCUGCUAAGACGGGCGUCGACCGUUCAUAUGAAUUCGAGCGCAGUGGUGGAGAAUGGCGUGUGAAUGGAAUCACCUGGGCGGAUGUUCAAGAUCGCGUCAUUGCUAAGCCUGAGAGAGGUGCUGUCGAGCGAUGGGAGCUCAUAAACAGUGCAGGAGGCUGGAGUCAUCCAAUUCACAUCCACCUCAUCGACUUUCAAGUCGUUAGCCGCACUGGUGGCACUCGUGGUGUUCUUCCAUACGAACAGACUGCACUCAAAGAUGUCGUAUGGCUGAACAAAAACGAGAAAGUCCAAGUACUUGCCCGCUAUGGCCCAUGGGAUGGUCUCUACAUGUUCCACUGCCACAACCUAAUCCACGAAGACCACGACAUGAUGGCCGCCUUAAACGUCACAGCACUAACCGAUCUCGGCUACGAUGAAAAGACCACCUUCAUCGACCCUAUGGAUCCCAAAUACCGCGCUAAGAGUUUCAAACCCGAAGACUUUACCAACCGCGAUGGUGACUUUGAAAGCGAAGCAAUUUCCAAAAAGUGCAAGGAUUUUCAAGACUUGGAUGCUUAUAAGAAGGCAGGUGAGGUUGAGCAGAAACUUGAGGACUAUUGGAAGACACAUAGUUCGCAGACUACGCUUGUAACCAAGGCUUCUUCAGGUGGUAGUGGUAGUUCAAGCGGAGCUUCUGCCUCUGCGACUGGCUCUGGUGGUGCUUCCUCAGGGGCUUCGGCGACUGUUACAAGCUCAGACACAAAAGCUAGCACGUCAGGCAGCACACUCAUCACAUCUGCGAGCUCGGCGAAAACCACUUCUACCAAGAGUGACGAUAAAGGCGGAAAGAGUAAGACGACCACGAAGAAGUAG
Messenger RNA from Aureobasidium melanogenum CBS 110374, 1899 nucleotides. RefSeq names its product oxidase cueO precursor. Gene Ontology annotation, molecular function: oxidoreductase activity; copper ion binding. The coding region runs from base 1 to 1899 and encodes 632 amino acids. The record is from RefSeq and is a predicted model, not a curated record. The transcript is spliced from 5 exons. NCBI's taxonomy places the organism in Eukaryota, Fungi, Ascomycota, Dothideomycetes, Dothideales, Saccotheciaceae.